Molecule: messenger RNA, 2396 nt
Organism: Gryllus bimaculatus (two-spotted cricket)
Lineage: Eukaryota; Metazoa; Arthropoda; Insecta; Orthoptera; Gryllidae
Source: the annotation of a GenBank genome assembly
AUGUACGUGGUAGUCGUCUGGCCCAGCCGGCUGACCGUCCUGUCGCGUGCCCGUUGCCUCCAGGCGCUGGGAGGCACCAGCGCCAUCAACGGCAACCUGCUGCUGCGCGGGCGCCCGUGCUUCUACGACGCGUGGGCGGCGGCGGGCAACGCGGGCUGGCGCUACGACGACGUGCUGCCCCUCUUCAGGCGGAUGGAGAGCUUCCAGGACGAGCGGCUGCUGCAGGCACACCCGCGCCUGGCGCGCCUCCACGGCCGCGGCGGCCCCCUCAGCGUGCGCCCGCACGGCUUCCACUCGCCGCUGGGCCCGGCCUUCCUGCAGGCGUACCAGCAGAUGGGGUGGCGGCGCCUCGCGGACCUCAACGGCGACGGGGUGUUCGGGACGGGCGUUGCACACGGAACCAUCGUCAACGGGUCCCGCUGCAGCGCCGCCAAGGCGUACCUGAGCCCCGCGCGGGGGCGCGCCAACCUGCACGUGGUGAAGCAGGCGCUGGCGCACCGCGUGGUGGUGGCGGCGGAGGGGGGCGUGCGGCGCGCCGCGGCGGUGCGCUUCCGGCGGGCGGGCGAGGCCGGCGCGCGCGAGGUGGCGGCGCGCAGGGAGGUCGUCGUGAGCGCCGGCGCCGUCAACUCCCCGCAGCUGCUCAUGCUGUCGGGCGUCGGGCCCAAGGAGCAACUCGACAGGUUCGGCAUUCCGCUGGUGGCAGACCUGCCAGUGGGCGAAAAUCUGCAGGAUCAUCUGGCGUACCUAGGCCUUCUCAUUUCUUUGGAUGACGUGCUCAAUGUGGAUCUCAACGAAGCUUUCUAUCUCCUGCUCAAGAAUCGCACGGGACCACUCACCAGCAACGACCUCUUGUCAGUCACGACCUACAUCAACACUGAAAGUGCUCCAGGCAAAGAAGACGAAGCCAGAGACUGCCCCGACGGGCAGCUCUUCCACGCAGCGUUGCCCAAGGGCGACGCGUCGGCGGUGACCAGCGCUUUCAACCUGGGCGACGAGGUGGCGCGGCAGGUGCAGGACGUCGUCUCCCGGCGCGACAGCGUCCUGGUGUUGGCAACCCUGCAGCGCCCGCACAGCCGCGGCUCCGUGCGCCUGCGCAGCGCAGACCCCAGCGAUGCGCCGGCCAUCACCACCAACUACCUGAGCGACCCCAGGGACCUGCAGGCGCUGCAGGCGGUCGUCGAGGUAGCCGCUCGCCUCGCGGAGACGGAGGCCCUGAAGGCGCUGGGCGCGCGCCUGGAGGAGAUCGUGCCGCCGGGCUGCGAGGACCUGCCGUUCGCGACGCGCGACUUCUGGCGCUGCGCCGUGCCGCAGCUGACGGGCACGCUCUUCCACCCGGCGGGCACCUGCAAGAUGGCGCCGGCCCACGACCCGGGCAGCGUGGUGGACGCGCGCCUGCGGGUGCGCAGGGUCAAGGGGCUGCGCGUGGCCGACGCCUCCGUCAUGCCCACCGUCGUGGGCACAGCGCCCAACGCCGCCGCCAUCAUGAUCGGCGAGAAGGCCGCGCACAUGAUCAAGGAGGACUGGAACGAGGCCUAGGCACAGCCGCUCAUUCAUCGCCAAAUUGCGUGAAUGGCGUGAAUACAUUUUGUCGCAGUAUGAACACUUCAUGAUUUUAUUCACAAGUAAUGUCUCUGGAGUCAAUCAGCUAUAGAUGAUUUUCAGCCGUUGUAGUGCUUGUUUUGUAAGGUUUAAUUAGUUUUGUAAACUUUUCACAACUUCUAAUUAUACAAUUACAGUAAAAAGGAAGUACGUGUGCAAGGUGUCAUAGCAAUCUCGCCUCCAUCGUGUCUCAUGGGAAUGACAUUGUACCCGCGAUAUUCUGACUUUGAACCCUUAACUUCGAUAAGAUGUUCGGUGGAAUGGUGAGGUUUAUCAGAAACAACCGGGUGACCAUUAUCACCAGAGUCAAGUAAAUAAAUGGCAACAUCGCGCACAUUUGAGUACUGUGACAGUACACAGUCGCGGUUUGGCUCAGUUUCCAAAGAAUACAUGUCUCAGGCGGGUAGCAACAAUUUUCAACCAUUGUCCCAGUCGUUUCGAAAGUUGCAUUAUUUUAAGCAAAAUUUCAUAGCAUAAAUUCAAAAAACAGUAAUCAUUUUUCACAAGACUGUAAAUAUAUGAACAGACAGCAUUGUCGGUCAAACGUUACUGUGGUUAUUAAUAUUAAAUAUUCUCAGUUUCGAAUUUAAAUAGUAUACUGUGGAAUAUUACAAGAAUGAGGAAGGUGAUAAUUAUUAAUCUUAGGAAAGAUUGAAAGACAGGUAGACAUUCACAAUCAACGAUUGCAAGAUACCAAUGGAUGUAUAUAGUCAUGAAUGUAUUGAAAUUUCUUGAGAUUACAAAGAAAGAGAACUAUUAUUGGGCAAAUAUAAUUUUGUUUAAAGGUAAUAAAACAC